Molecule: messenger RNA, 2376 nt
Organism: Labrus mixtus (cuckoo wrasse)
Lineage: Eukaryota; Metazoa; Chordata; Actinopteri; Labriformes; Labridae
Product: zinc finger protein 260-like
Exons: 2
Coding region: 54-2189 (711 amino acids)
Source: RefSeq, a predicted model, not a curated record
GCAAUCCGCUAAAAACCAAAGAAGAAGACGUUUCUGGGUGUCUCCCAGUUAGCAUGUAUGGCAGUGCUAAUGUUGUGUGUUAUCAGAGUAAUGGAGGAAAAGGCGUCAAGGUUGAGUGUUCUUGUCCUUCUUUGACCUUUCGCUCUGUGUGUCAAAUGUCCGGGUUUGAGGAUCUUAAAGAUUUAUUCAGACGGCGGCUGCUCGCUGCGGCUCACAGAGACCCGAGAGGACAAACAACAACAACAUGUGGAUACGAAGAGGAGCUCCUCCGACAAAGAAAACUACUGGAUGUGAUUUUAACUCCUGAAAUAAAGCUGCAGAGAGCAGUGCUUCCUGAAGACGUCCAGCUGCUGAUGGUGAAAAAAGAAGAGGUUCCCCCUGAGCAGCAGGAGUGGAGCCCGAGUAUGGAACAGGAGGACACUAAGCACUUUAAAGAGGAGCAGGAGGAACUCUGGAGCGGUCAGGAGGGAGAUUUACUUCAAGGACUGGAGGAGGCUGAUACCACCAAGUUCCCCUUCAUUUCUGCCCCUGUACAGACUGAAGAUGAUGAAGAGAAACCUCAGUCCUCACGGCUUCAUCAGAGACAAACUGAACAGAUUGAAACAGGAGCGGAUGGAGAGGACUGGGGAGAAGCAGAACCAGAGAGGGACUCAGAUCUAGAGAGACAUUUACGACCAAAGACUGAGGUCAAGACUGAAGACUCUAAUGAGGAUUUUAAGGACCCCAGAGAACAUCAUUCAGGUUUAAACUCUCUGAGAAACUCUGACAGGAAAAAAGUUUUCUGCGCUGAGUCUGAUCAAACCUUUUACAAUAAUCACCUGAUGAAGACCCAUAGAAAUAAUCAGACAGGAGGGAGACCUUUCAGUGGAUCAUGUGACAACCAGUUAACACAAAGAGAAGGUCUGGGCCAACACAUGGAAGUCCAAGGAGGGGUACACAGAGGGGCCAAGCAGGAGGACACAGAGCCUUCACUCGUUAAAGAGGAGCAGGAGGAAGUCUGGAUCAGUCAUGCUGAUACCGACAAGAUCCCCUUAAUUUCUGUCCGUGUGAAGAGUGAAGAUGAUGAAGAGAAACCUCAGUCUUCAGAGCUUCAUCAGAGACAAACUGAACAGAUUGAAACAGAAGAUGAUGGAGAGGACUGUGGAGGAUCAGAACCAGACAGAGACUUUAAUCCAGAAAGUCAUUUACAGACAGUUUCUAUUGAUGAGACUCCACAUCUGUCUGGAUCUGAUACUGAUGACAGUGGUGAUUGGGAGAGGAGUAAUGAACCCCAGGAAGGUUUAAACCCUCUGCAAAACAAAGACUUACCUGUAAGUGAUAUGAACUGUAAUACUGGAAAUACAUCAGUUAGCUCCUCUGAAUGUGCUACAAGCUUUGGACAAAAGGAACAACUGCAGAAAAACAAAGAAAUCAAUACAGGAGAGAAACCAUUCAGUUGCUUAGUUUGUGGUAAAAGAUACCAGAGAAAAAAACCUUUAAAUAACCACAUGAUACGCCAUUCAGUAGAAACACCCCUCAGCUGCUCCAUUUGUAAGAGGAGUUUCAUUAGGAAAUCAGAGAUGGUGACGCACAUGAGAGUUCACUCAGGAGAGAAACCAUUCAGUUGUUCAGUUUGUGGUAAAAUGUUUUCACGACAUGAAAAUCUGAAAAGACACUAUGUUGUCCACACAGAGGAGAAACCGUUUGGCUGUUCAGUUUGUGGUAAAAGAUUUUCUCAGCAUGGACAACUGAGACGACACUCUGUUGUCCACACAGGGGAGAAACCGUUUGGCUGCUCAGUUUGUGGGGAAAGAUUUGCUCUGAAUGAAAAUCUGAAACGACACUCAAUUUGCCACUCGAGGGAGAAAUCGUUCAGCUGUUCAGUCUGUAAAAGAAGUUUUAUCUGGAGAACAGAGAUGGUGAGGCACAUGAGAAUCCACACAGGAGAGAAACCAUUUAGCUGUUCAGUUUGUGGUAAAAGGUUCACACAAAGUGGAGACCUUAAACGGCACUCUCUUGUCCACACAGGGGAAAAAUCAUUUAGUUGUUCAGUAUGUGGUCAGAAAUUCACAAAGAGUGCAAAUUUAAAAAGACACUCUGUUGUCCACACAGGGGAGAAACCGUUUGGAUGUUCAGUUUGUGGUAAAAGAUUUGCUCUUAGUGAACAUCUGAGACGUCACUAUUGUCCACACAGGCUAGAAACCAUUUAGUUGUUAAGUUUGUGGUCACAGAUUCAAACAUAGUGGAGACCUUAAACAACACUUUUUUUGUCCACACAUCAGAGACACAUGUCAAGAACUUUCUUAAGCGUUGUUAAGACGGACGUUAAAAAUGGACUUCAUGAGUUUUGGAGAGGAGGAGUUGACGUCACAUGAGAAAUGAACAGGAGGAGAUAAA